Molecule: messenger RNA, 1610 nt
Organism: Aquila chrysaetos chrysaetos
Lineage: Eukaryota; Metazoa; Chordata; Aves; Accipitriformes; Accipitridae
Gene: SCAMP2
Product: secretory carrier membrane protein 2
Exons: 9
Coding region: 80-1081 (333 amino acids)
Biological process (GO): protein transport
Cellular component (GO): trans-Golgi network membrane; recycling endosome membrane
Source: RefSeq, a predicted model, not a curated record
GGCGCAGGCGCCCUGGCUGCCCCGGAAGUGCCUGGAGCGGCGGCGGAGCGGGGAGAGCGGAGCAGCGGGGGCCGCGCUCAUGUCGGGCUUCGACACCAACCCGUUCGCCGACCCGGUGGACAUCAACCCCUUCCAGGAUCCCUCGGUGACACAGCUCACAAACGCUAGCCAAAGUGGCUUGGAUGAAUUCAACCCCUUUUCUGAGAGCUCCCAGCUGACAAAUGCGUCGCGGACAACGCCAGCCACACAGCCCUCUGGCCACUCACAGCCUGCUGUUCUGCAGACAUCCGUGGAGCCCACUCCCCAGGCUGUGGCUGCAGCAGCACAGGCUGGGCUUCUUCAGCAACAGGCAGAAUUAGAGAGGAAGGCAGCUGAGUUGGAGAAGAAGGAAAGGGAAUUGCAGAGUAACGCAGCCAGCAUUAACCCGAGGCAAAACAACUGGCCCCCUCUUCCCAAGAAGUGUCCGAUCAAGCCGUGUUUUUAUCAGGAUUUUUCUGCAGACAUCCCAGCUGACUACCAGAGGAUAUGCAAGAUGCUGUAUUACUUGUGGAUGUUGCAUUCGAUUACCCUGCUCCUAAACCUGCUUGCUUGCCUGGCAUGGUUCACAGUCCAGACGGAAAGAGGAGUAGACUUUGGUCUCUCGAUCCUGUGGUUUAUUUUAUUCACCCCUUGUGCCUUUCUCUGUUGGUACCGACCAAUUUACAAGGCUUUCAGGUCUGACAGCUCCUUCAGCUUCUUCGUCUUCUUUUUCAUCUUCUUCUGCCAAAUAGCAAUCUACAUCAUCCAGGCUGUUGGCAUUCCUGGCUGGGGAGACAGCGGAUGGAUUGCAGCGCUGUCUGAGCUGCACGGGAACCUGGCUGUGGCUGUUAUCAUGAUGGUGGUGGCAGGAUUCUUCACGCUGUGCGCGGUUCUCUCGCUCUUCCUCCUGAAGCAGGUGCAUUCCCUGUAUCGGCGUACAGGAGCCAGUUUCCAAAGGGCCCAGGAAGAGUUUUCCCAAGGCAUCCUCACCAACAGGGGCUUCCAGAAUGCUGCUGCUGGGGCAGCCUCCACAGCCGCACAGAGUGCUUUCCGGAGAAAUUAACCCUUCCUGGGGCAGCGUCCCCCUCGCUUCCUCUGCCAUCGUCACCCCAACCUUCUCUUUUUUUUUUUUUUUUUUUUAAUUUUUUUUUAUUUUUCCUAAAGAUGCACUUUUGGGAGUACCAUGUUAGCUCUGUGAUGCCGACUCCAGAUGAGAAGAGGUCUGGUUUUGUUUUGUUUUGGGUUUUUUUUAGCUUCAGCUGGCCUAUGUUUAUGACAAUUAGUUUUCCCUGUCUUAUUUUAGGGUGUGGGGAGAUACGGGAGACAUUCUCUGAAGCAAGUAUAUUUCUCUAUCCAGGACAUACUGAGUGUUUGUCUCUCUUCCCCCCCACCUUGCCCUCUCUGUAGCAGGAAGGUGAGGGGAAGCAGGUUUUUGAUUUUACUCUCUCUCUUCUAUUGGCCUUUGCUAUGAAGAAUUUGAUUAUCUGCUGUUGGGGGGGGUGUAUGUGUGUUGUAACUUGCAUGUAGUUUAUGUCAUUAAUUUGAAGAGCAGAUACUGUACUUUUGGUUUAUUACACUUACAUGAUGCUGCA